AGCUGCAGAGCAGGACUGGGCUCCUCAGCAUGUCCCCCCAGCCUGUCCCUGCCCAGAGUGGAGCGGCUGUGCAGAAGAUCUGGAGCUGAAGCCCCCGACCACCUUCGGCGGACACCCCGGAGCUCCCAGAUUCUACAGCAAUAGCUCACAAUGGAUUCUUGGCUGCAGUGCUGGAGCCUGGCUACUCUGCUCUGCUCCCUGCUCAUCCAGUGCAGCACCGCAGCAGAUGAAAAAAAUGGAAGUCUGAGCCUCAACGUAGAGGAGAAAAACUCCAACCCCAAGGAAUUGGCUGCUGGGGUUCUUCAUACUCUUCUUCAGAAGGGGGUGUUGGAUGUGGAGAAGUCAGCGGCUCGGAUACUGGGAUCCGGUGGAGAAGACUCAUUCAAAGACAUUAAAUCCUGGGGAGUCAAGUCCAAAAAAUCUCAAAAGAAGCUCCCAGCAUCAUCUGCAGCCUCUACGGGAGGUCAAGUGUCUUCAGAGGUUCUUGAUGGCCAAGCCAAGGAGAUCUCCUCUACAAAAGGUACAUUGAGCCUUCCUUCUGCUGCAGUAAAGUUACAGAACGAGUCGUUGACUUGUGUCGGAUGUGGAGGAGAUACGUACAAUGAGAAACCUCCCUCUAGGUCAUUGCUGUCUGAACAUGAUGUUGACAAUGUGGAGUCAGUGACUGGCCUGGUAUGGCCUCUUGACCAAGGUACCAUUGACUUUGACUUUAGAAAAAGUUUGGUCAAAGGAGAUAGACCCUCUGUGACUGAAAGCCAAGAAGAUUCUGGAAGUGGUGACCCUCACAUGAAAACUCUUUCAGGUCAAGUCACACGGUCUGGGUCUGAAAUAGGUUUAAGUGACUUAAUGGACACAGAGACUUCAACUCUCUCCCAGAUAUCCACCACUGACAGCAUCACUCCCAUCAACAUGUCUACGGAAAAAGCCAUCAGCCCAGACUCUGCAGAGAUCGACCAUCUCCUACAAGUGUCCAGAGAAACAGUCCUUCAGCCUCCAUCUUCUUCAGUUUCUGACCAGAGAGAGGUCACUUUUGAGACAGGGAAAUCCCAGGAGCCUACUAUGGAGAAGUCAUUAGAGCAGUUGGCAGGCCAGGGAGUCGAGGGUGGCACCAAUAAGACUCUGCUCACCGAAAAACCCCAAGAAGAUUUUUCUUCUACUAGCAUCCCCCUUAAUGGUCCUCUGAAGCCCUCUGAACCCCCAUCUGACCCUCUAGACCUAGACUAUCAUGAACGCUCUAAUUUGGAGGACCACUGGAGGUUUCCUCAUUUUCCGGGAUCGCCCUUUGCUGGUGUGGACUCAACCAAAUCCAUUCAUGACAAACUUGGCCCUUGGCACAAGACGGUCCAUUAUGAUGACUUCCCACCUUUUGACGACACAUAUUUUUACCCCACUCCUUCCUUCUAUGCAGAUGGUUAUGAAGAAGUAGGCAUCGAGGAUGACGAUGAAGAUGACGAUCUUGAGGAAGUUGAUGAUGAAGAUGACAUCACUGCCAGGGGAGUUGGAGACAUUCCUAAAGUACCUACCUCAACUCCGAACAUACAGACUCCAGGGUUCGAUACAAAACCAACCGGUAGACAAAAUGUCUUCUUCCAUGGAGAGCUCCCACCCAAGUCUUACCCUGAUGGUAACCGGGAUCAAACCCACAGCUUGUCAGGGACACACGACAACAGCACUGAGUGCCGGAGCGGCUAUGUGAGGCGCAACAACACGUGCAAGUCAAUAUGUGACAUCUACCCCACCUACUGCUACAACGGCGGUCAAUGCUACAUUGUGGAGAACAUAGGAGCGUUCUGCAGGUGUAACACGCAGGACUACAUAUGGCACAAGGGGCUGCGCUGUGAGUCCAUCAUCACCGACUUCCAGGUCAUGUGUGUGGCCGUGGGCACCGCCGCGCUCGUCGUCCUCCUGCUCUUCAUGAUGACCGUCUUCUUUGCCAAAAAACUCUAUUUACUCAAAACUGAGAACUACAAACUACGUAAAAGAAACAGGUACCGGACUCCCUCCGAGCUCCACAACGAUAAUUUCUCGCUCUCCACCAUUGCGGAAGGCUCCCACCCAAAUGUAAGGAAACUAUGCGACACUCCAUCUAAACUGUCCCCCCAUGUCCGUGCCAUGGCUUACUAUGAUAACGUUAUCUGUCAGGAGGAUCCCAACGCUCCUCAGAAGGUGCAGGAUCUGCCCAAGGCUUGCCUGAAAGACGAGGAACCUUUCAACAUACAGAACUCUCUGUCGCCCAAGCACGAGAGCGUCAAAGGGGACCCAGAUAUUGUCGAUGUCAACUGCGUUCUUAACAACUUAACAUGAGGAAAGAGCGAAGACUUAGAAGAUGUGAGCACCAUCUUCUUGGAACUUCUUCAGUGCCGAAGGAGCCAGUGAAAAAGCCAGUCACCAUUUCCUCCAGCACUGACAGAGUUCAACAUUUCAUUACCACACCGCCCCUCUAAUGUGCCCCCAUUCCUUGGCAUGCUUUGAUGUAUUUUGUACAGAGAUAUGCAAAAAAAAAAAAAAGAAAAA
Molecule: messenger RNA, 2514 nt
Organism: Bufo bufo (common toad)
Lineage: Eukaryota; Metazoa; Chordata; Amphibia; Anura; Bufonidae
Gene: CSPG5
Product: chondroitin sulfate proteoglycan 5
Exons: 5
Coding region: 151-2304 (717 amino acids)
Biological process (GO): nervous system development
Source: RefSeq, a predicted model, not a curated record